Messenger RNA from Schistosoma rodhaini, 552 nucleotides. The record is from the annotation of a GenBank genome assembly. NCBI's taxonomy places the organism in Eukaryota, Metazoa, Platyhelminthes, Trematoda, Strigeidida, Schistosomatidae.
AUGAGCCUCGAAAUAAUUAAUACUGUGGACAAACUGACACUUUCAGAUCAAAUAGAACAAGAGAAAAUAAGCUUAAAUCUUCUCAGACAGACAAACUGCAAAUUAGAAGAAUCCAUCGACAUUUUAGAGGAUCAGCUGGCUUCAAUUGAAGAUGAAGAUAAUGAAUGGAAGACGAGAUAUUUAAUUCAGAAAGAAAUGAACGACUACUACAAAAAAGCAUUCUUCUUCUGCGAUCAGCAAAUACCGAAGGCAAAAGCACUUCAACGGACAAUAAACCGUGCUGUUAGAAGGGGCUCAAAAUUAUCUAGCUACAUGGACCUUGACGAAGAUUCGGUUCAAGAACUUGAGGAUUAUCGUACAUAUAUAAUUAAAUUAUGUCGCGAGCUAGAAUCGAGGAUCGAUCAAGAAGGAAAGGCUUAUUACUGGGCUACAGAAAUUCGAAAACGCGCACUCAUUGAAUUAAACUAUACAUAUAUACCAGCACCAGUUAGUAAGCAUCCUGUGGAGAAGAAAGAAGAUGAAAGUGAUAAACUAGUGAGGAAGACACAGUAG